GUCCGUUCUCAUUUUAGACAUUUCUUUGACAAAUAUGGCGAAUUUCUUGAAAAUUAAAUAUGGCCCUUACGAAGCUCAUGGCGUAAUAGAUCACAGAAUUCAAAGACUGCGGGGUUUGUUGAGAUGUCUGUCGAACUUGGGCUACGAAAUCGAGCUGAUACCAGUCAGUCUUCUGAACCGCUUCGAAAUCGAAAUGUGCGACAGAAAAAUCUUCGUCGGCGACAUAACGAACCUGAAAUUCAACAUGGAGUGCGAGGACGACGUCGUUUGCAAGAGAGCAGUGGCGGCGGUGGAGGAAGCUAACAGCAGGAUGUCAGUGGAGGAUAAUAUCCCGAGAUACGAUUCUAUAAAUAAGGGCAUGAGGCACGUCAAAGUGACAGAGAAUACCAAGGAGAUCAUAUCGCAGGCUGACUUGAUCAGUGAGAUAAACGUUUGAUCCGUGAAUUGGUCUGGAUCGCACUAAAAUAGGGAAACAUAUAAUAUUAAAACAUAUUCUGGCAGCUCACGAUAUGUAAUCUUCAGUAUACUUACGUGAAAUCAAAAUUGAGAUCACCU
Phaedon cochleariae (mustard beetle) is the source of this 555-nucleotide messenger RNA. The record is from the annotation of a GenBank genome assembly. Lineage: Eukaryota; Metazoa; Arthropoda; Insecta; Coleoptera; Chrysomelidae.